GGAAAUUGUUAUCAGAUACGGUGGAAGAAUUAACGUAUUACAAUUAUCAUGGAUCAUAUUUCUUGGACUGCUGGAUCACUUUGCGCUGUUGGUGGAAUUAUGGGCUUUGCUAAAAAACGCUCAGUUCCAUCACUUGUAGCAGGAUUGUCGUUUGCUGGAAUUUAUUUUUCUGCUGGAUAUUUGUUGAAGCAAAAUGCUGACUGGGGAUUGGAGUUAGCUUUAUUGGCUUCCUCUGGGCUAUUGACUGCUGGAAUUGUAAGAGGAUAUCCAUCGAGAUUCUCUAAGAAGGUUCCCUUGAUGUUGGCGCUUUUGGGGGCCACUACGACUACUUACUAUUCAAAAAAGUACUAUGAGUUUUAUGGUUAGUUUAUUUAUUGAAUAUAAAUAUGCAUUGAAUAUAAAUAUUGAAAAUAGUGUAAGUAAUUAGUUGAUUUAUUUAGGGUUCACCAUAAUUUUUAUAUUUAAUAUUUUU
This is a messenger RNA of Ascoidea rubescens DSM 1968, 472 nucleotides long. It is a transcript of the gene TMH11, whose product is annotated as Tmh11p. Lineage: Eukaryota; Fungi; Ascomycota; Saccharomycetes; Ascoideales; Ascoideaceae. The transcript is spliced from 2 exons. Gene Ontology annotation, cellular component: membrane. Bases 49 to 366 code for a protein of 105 amino acids. The record is from RefSeq and is a predicted model, not a curated record.